UGGCUGCAGGAAUUUUAUAUAAAACAGUCUUGGUUAAAACAUCAGUGGCUGCGGAAACAAAGGAUUAAAGAUAAGAGAAAAUACUCUCAGCCGUGACCCGGGAAUCGGAGUUCCAUACCCAUCGGAAGAGAAAUGGCGGAUACACAAAGGUUCCGAGUCUGCAAAAAGAGAGUCCAGUUCUAUUUUAUGUUGGCUACCGUUUGGGAGGCGGUUUCUGGGCAAAUUCGCUAUUCGAUUCCCGAGGAAAUGCAGAAAGGCUCCAUUGUGGGGAAUAUCGCAAAGGAUCUGGGACUGGAUAUAAAGGAGCUAACACACCACGGAGUCCGCAUUGUUUCCACAGGUAGGACUCAGUAUUUUGCUUUGAAUCUUAAGAGCGGCCAUUUAAUCACCACAGAAAGGAUAGACAGAGAGCAGAUCUGUGGCCGUAUCGAGAAGUGUCUCUUAAUUUUUGAGGUUCUUAUUGAGGAUAAAGUGAAGCUUUUCGCAGUUGAAGUUGAAAUCACAGAUAUUAAUGACAAUGCUCCCACCUUCCAAGCGAAUGAGCUAGAGUUAAAAAUUAGUGAGAUUACAGCUGUGGGGACCCGGAUUUCCCUGCAGGAGGCGCAGGAUCCAGAUGUGGGAAUUAAUUCCAUCCAGAGCUAUCAACUGAGCAAUAACAAACACUUUUCUCUGGAUGUGCAAACUGGAUCUGAUAGUGUUAAAUAUGCGGAACUAGUGCUGGAAAAGUCUCUGGACCGGGAAACGCAGACUGUCCAUAAAUUAACUCUCACAGCAGCUGACGGGGGAGAUCCAGUCAGAUCUGCCAUUGCUCAGAUCCGUGUUGUGGUUGUGGAUGCCAAUGACAAUGCACCGCUUUUUACUCAGCCGGUCUAUAAAGUGGGUGUUUUGGAAAACGCGCCUCGAGGGUCCUUGAUAAUUACAAUACACGCCACUGACCGGGAUGAGGGACAGAAUUCUGAGGUGACCUUUUCAUUUAGAAAAAUUACAGAAAAGGCGUCUCAGAUAUUCCAGCUUCACCCUAGGACAGGAGAAAUAUCAACGAUAGGUGACCUGGACUACGAGGAAGCUGCAUUAUAUGAAAUGGAAGUGGAGGCAAAGGAUAUUGGAGAUCUCUCCGCCAGGUGCAAAGUUCUGAUAACGGUUAUUGAUGUCAAUGAUAAUACCCCGAAAAUUGCAAUCACUUCCCUGUUCAACUCAGUCUCUGAAGAUUCUCCCUCUGGAACAGUAAUCUCGAUAUUAAAUUUGCAAGACGGAGAUUCCGGCCAGAAUGGUGAGGUCACGUGCUCCAUACCA
Molecule: messenger RNA, 1293 nt
Organism: Terrapene triunguis (Three-toed box turtle)
Lineage: Eukaryota; Metazoa; Chordata; Testudines; Emydidae
Product: protocadherin gamma-A10-like
Exons: 1
Biological process (GO): homophilic cell-cell adhesion
Cellular component (GO): plasma membrane
Molecular function (GO): calcium ion binding
Source: RefSeq, a predicted model, not a curated record